UGGCCACAUGUCUCUCGGUGGUAACGCAUCCGUUUCCUCGUGGGAAGUUGCAGCGAAAAUGCGCCGUGUUUACGUAAUCCGCGGUAACACGAUGUUACGCCGGUGCUGAUAGAACAUGCAGGGAAUCUAGCGCGGGAGUUGUUCGCGGCAUUAUCGAGUGACGUUCCGUCGCGAAUUACAACACGAGAACACAGGGCACAUACAGUGAUAAAUAGUGCGUUUAGACCCCCGGAACGGUGUGUGUGCCGGAGAAGACCGAGGCAGCAGUUGCGUGCCCGACUUGUACGGUAGCGCUGCUUGCGACAAGUCGCGCGUAUGGUGCGCGUUCGCACCGCACUUCGCUUGACCGUACGCCAGCCGGGUAUUAUAGUUUCGCGACACGCGACGCCGUUAUUUUCGUAAUUGUCGCGUGGUAUAUAUAUAUAUAAAUAUAUAUAUAUAUAUACCGCGGUGUCGCUCCGCCACACACGCGCCGGUAAGAUUUGUCGCGUGCAAAAGCGCCGAGUCAGCGCACGCUCCGCGAGCCACGCCGGAAAGCGCACGGAUAGACGCAAAUCCGAAAGAGAAUUUUUCGCAACAACGUUGUUACGCGCGAUUUCGCGUCGAAACACCCGUUCGGAUGUCGCGAAGAGAAGAUCUCGAAGAGUAAUAGCCCGUGUGUGUGCUUUGUCCGCUUUGAGUGAAUCUCCUCUCCCGGCAUAUGUGUGCGUACGUGCCACGCGCGUGGUUUCCAGAAAGAAUCCGAACACGACCGACGUGUGUGGCUUAUCGGAGCGGAAGUCUUCGGACCGUAACCGCUCCGAAGUAUCUCGCCGUCGUGCUGUCCUCGCGUCGAAGAGAACGACCGACUAACCUUUCCCUCUCAAGCAUGGGACAGAGCACGUAGCAAGGACGCGAACGAGGUUAGUUUGCCCUGUCGCGUUCGCGAGUCAUUGUUUGUACUUUGAUUCUCCGUGAACGAGGGAAGAGAUAUAUCGGAUCGCGCCCUCGCGAGAGAGCGACGUCUCGUGGUGUUCGGGAAACGACGGUGACAUCCGUCUCUCCGCGAGUCUCGAGAAGAUCAUCGUGCUUCCUCAGCGCCGCGAUCAGAGCGGACCUCGUGUUUUUGUUCCUCCCGACAGCGUGCGCGCCGCAAGAUGGCGGCCAAGCUUGCCAACCAAGGUGGCGCUCGGAGCGCCAGUGAGAGGCAGGAGGCGGGGCCGUGUCAGUCCUACGCCAGUGUGUUAAACCCGAAGGGUAGCUCUCAGAGUCGGGCAGGUGCUUUCAAGAGCAACAAUAAGGAGAACAUAGUCGAUUCGUCGGUGUCGCAGCACCAACAGCCGCAGCAAGCGCAGCAACAGACCGCGAGUUCCGUGAAAGAAAGACUGGUCUCGAGUGUCGACCGAAAGUCCUGUCAAAAAUUGUCGCGGGUGCAUUCGGUUAAUAAAACAACAAAUCAGUCUGUGUCGAGCAACGGUGCGGAGAACUCUCGUGGUGAUCGCGAACAUUACGUGAACAAUUCGUCGAGUAUGCCGAGCGUGCGUGCGGAAAAACCGAACAGCACCGCUACCGCUAACAGAGAUUCGCUUGAUUGCUCUCGCAACGUGGACCGCGAGAAUGCAAAUCAGCUGAACAACGUGGACAGCAGUAACGGAGAGGGUGAGUUUCAGACGGUCGCUCCUAAAAGCGCCCGUCGUAAGGAGAAAUUGCGCGAGCACUAUCGCGAGAAUUACAGGGAGCGUCACCGGCUGCGCGAACAUAACAGUCGCCAGCAGCAGCAGCAGCAGCAACCACGUGGUGCCAGUGGCGUCGGAACCGGCGGCGGGGGCAGACGCGGCAGCGACGAUAAACCGCAUAGGGAGCGCGGCGACCGCAACGGUAUCGCCGAUCACGGUACGAAAGAGUCGCAUCCCGAUGGAAAAAGAGACGAGCAAAGUGUCGAGACAGAGGUUCAAUCGACAUCCCCGUCGUCGUCGGUCAAAUAUGUCGAAGCGCCUUUGCCGUCGGUUAAUCCUUGGAAAAAUAGGAUAUCCACACAGCAGCAGCAACAGCAGCAAGUUGUCGCGACGACAACACAGCAAGACAGUGUUCCGAGUGCAUGCACUAAUAGACAAAGUGAGAAGGAGAGGAGAGUGCCGCAACCGCAGCCGCAGCCGCAGCCGCAGCAGCAGCAGCAACAGCAGCAGCAGCAGCAGCAGCAGCAAAAUGCAGCUGAAAAUGGUAUCGAAGGCGGUGCCCAACCCACAAUUAUCAGACCGCCCAAAGACAGGAGGAGAAACAUUCAAAGCGCAAACAAUAUUACUGACAUGGGAGACUGGCCCACUUUAGGAACACAAGCAGAGAAAAAAGCAACGAUAUCUCCUCCGAAGCAAAAUGGCGUGUUGAAUGGUGAACCAAGCACGUCCAAGCAAGAGAGUAGCGCUAACGAAAACAAAACAAGCAAAGAAAGCAAGGAUCCAAAUCACUGCCAGGACGAUAGUGACGAGCAGAUAGACAACGGCGAAAAGAAAAAGAAAGCAAAUAAAAACAAAUGGGUUCCUUUCGAGAUCGAUCUGGCGCAGAGACGCGGGACUGUGCGCUCGUCGAGAUUUCACAACUACAGAGAUAGGAACGGCGAGGUGAAUGACGACGAGCAUUGGCGCGAAAAAAGUUAUGACAGAUCGACGGGUUAUCAACGAGGACGAGGAGGCAGAAGUUACAGAGGUAGAGGAAGAGGCGGUCGUAAUCGUGGCAGUUUUAGAUAUCGCCAGGAUAAUGAAUACGCUAAUUACAACGCGGACUAUAUGCAGGCCCAUAAAUACGAGUGCGAUGGGUAUAUGAUACCUUUCAUGGGAACUUAUUAUUUUAAUAAUGUGAAUUAUAUAGACCCUAUUACGCUAAAAGAAUAUGUACGCAACCAAAUAGAGUAUUACUUCAGCGAAGAAAAUCUUAUGAAAGAUUUCUUCCUUCGACGUAAAAUGGAUUCGGACGGAUUUUUACCUUUGCAUUUAAUUGCCUCGUUUCAACGUGUGCAAAAUCUAACGACAAAUUUAGAAUUAGUGAUGGAAGCAGUCGGAGAAUCCGAUAAAUUGGAACUACAGUUCGAAGGCUGGGACGAUUGUAGAGGAUGCAAGAUCAGGACAAGAUUCAGUCCGAGAAGAUGGCCUAUUACGGAUAAUGUUGUCGGGUCGAGUAUUCCGGAACAACAAUCCGUGUUAUCCGAAAACAAAAUCUCACAUCACCCAGUCUCAGUUCCCGAAGUCUCAACCACUGAAGUCAUAUUUCGUCCCGCCGCACGACCUUUGAUCACGAUACCUGCUCCACCAGUUCCUCGCAUUCUUGAUUCCUAUCGGAUCGAUUCGAUGGGGAAUAAUGUUCAAGCAAUUGAGGAUGUGGCGUAUCAUAAUGGAAUAGAAAGCGAUUUGCCAAAAGACUUUUUAAAUCCCGACGUACCCGAAUUUGUUCCGCCGCAUACACGCGACGAACUCGACGAGAUUGAUAAACUGUUUCGGAUAAAUACAGAUUUACAUAAAUGUAAUCUCGCUGAUGAAAGUAAUGAAACACAGAAUGCGGUUAAUUCUGGACAAACAAACGAAGACGCUUCCGAACUGACAAAUAGCAUAGCGACGCCUUUUCAUCCUAACAACAAUCUUCCUGAGAAGCUAGAUAAUAGAGCAGAUGCAACGGAUUCUUCCACUUUGAAUAGCUUAGCAGGAGAACAAAUAAACGGAGAAUCAGAUUCGUCAAGCGACAAUGCUUGGCAAGAGGUGAGGAGAAAACCUAAACAAUCGCAUAAAGAGAAAUCCGAAGAAAAAGAAAAGGCGGAAAAGAGCAAGAGCGAGGAACGAGAGGAAUUAGACUUCCAGUUUGAUGAAGAACUAGAUACGCCACCUCCGACUGGCCGACAUAAUGCUUUCUCGGAAUGGUCCGAAGAUGACGAAGAACUGCGAACGUUUAGGACUGACAACGACGACGAAACGCAAACUUACAAAUCCGAAAAUGAUGAGGAUUACGAACUAUCAGAUAGAGAUAUUGAUAAACUACUGGUUCUCACACAAACCAGUUUGUUGUCAUCUAGAAUUCCCAAACAUGAAGGUUAUGAUAGAACGGGAAUUUGGACUACAAGGGUAAAGAUAACUCAGGAAAUGGAACAGCGAAUUAACGACGGAUUACACUAUUAUCAAGAGGAAUUAAAGAAACAAGAUUCAAAUCAGAGAUAUGGUUCUUCCUCGUCCAUUGGAAGCUAUAAGAUCAACGUUGUUAGUCAGGAAGAUUUCGAAAAAAUGGCACCAAAAGUUCAGAGAAAAGCGAAUCCAGAAGUGCCACCUCCACCACCUUCCGCUAUAGACGAUAUAGAAAUUUCUCAGUCGGCCGCUUCUUCGUCGCAGCAUUCGAACACAAAUCAAGAUAAAAAGGAUCACAGACCGGAAAAAAACCACUGGAACGAAAGAUCACGAGCGAAGGGAGGACAGAGAAGCGUCGCGCCUCGUUUCUUCGCUGUUACGAAAGAUAGACCGUCCGUUGAUCCGAAAACACCGCGUAAAAAGAAAACUCGUUACAGCGCCAAUCCUCCUGUGGAGCAUCAUGUAGGCUGGGUUAUGGACGUUCGAGAACAUCGUCGUCAACGAACAUAUUCUACUGGGAGCAGCGCCGGUACAAGUCCAAAUGAAGGUUAUCUCGCGAACAACUGCGGCAGCAUGCCCAGUUUCGUCGAACAUCCGAGUCAUGCUCUGUUGAAAGACAAUGGAUUCACUCAAUUGGCAUAUCACAAAUAUCACUCGCGUUGUCUGAAAGAUCGCAAACGAUUAGGUAUUGGACAGUCGCAAGAGAUGAACACGCUUUUCCGUUUCUGGUCGUUCUUCUUGCGAGAAAACUUCAAUCGCACCAUGUACGACGAGUUCAGAAUAUUAGCCAAAGAGGAUGCAUGCGCGGGAUAUCGAUACGGAUUGGAGUGCCUUUUCAGAUUUUACAGUUACGGCCUAGAAAAGAAAUUUAGACCUGCGCUGUAUGAAGAUUUCCAAGUAGAAACGAUAAACGAUUAUAAGAGCGGUCAGCUGUAUGGAUUGGAAAAAUUCUGGGCAUUUUUGAAAUAUUACAAGAAUUCCGAUCAGCUUCAAGUAGAUCCUGAAUUGCAAGAAUAUUUGUCAAAAUACAAGAGUAUUGAAGACUUCCGUGUAGAACCUCAAAUACACGAUAUCUUCCAAUCAAACGCACGAAAUGCCGCGAAAAGGCGUCUCAGAAGCGUUUCCGAGAGUGCCGGCGCUGAAGACUUGCUGUCGAGCCGAGAACGCAGACUCUCGGGAGGCUGCAGUGCAGUUACACUGCCGAUUCGGAUUGCAAACGAAAUGUACUCUGAAAAUAAUUUCGCGCAAAAAUCGCGCUUAGAAACCGCAAAUUUGUCGCAAUUCCGAAUCAGAGCCGGUUCCUUCGGUUCCGGUAGACUCUGUUAUUCCCGACGGAGAAACGAUUCCGCGCCGUCGAGCGGAUCGCGACAAGAUCACAACAAGCAACAGUCUCGAAGCAGACACAAUUCCGGUUCCUACACGAUGCCUCAUGAAGCAAGCAAAUCCCAAACCACUGCCAGAGAAAGAAUCCAAACGAGCAAACCCGAAACAAGUAAAUCUGUGGUAAGGAAGACCGAGGGUUCGUCUACCUCUCAGAAAUGAACAGUUGAAUGAUUACAAAAAACAAAACAAAAAAAUUAACAAAAACGCGCGCGGGUUUGCACCCGUGUAAUUCGACGAGAAAAUGAAAAACAUUGAUUCGCUUUUCAAAGAAAAUUUGAGCGGUGUUCUCGUCAAUUCUGACGGCAGUCAGAAUUUAUUUGACAAAUUUAUCUGAAAGAAAACAAAGAGAAAUUGCAUUCUCGAGGAAGAUCGUAAAUCUGCGCAAUCUUGAUUUGUUACCGUUGAGCAUAUAAUUUAUAAAAACAAAAAAAAACAAAACAAAAUCUAUAUGAUGAUACAUUUCACUUUUGGACGCGUGAUUUAGUGUGUAAGAUUAUGUAUUUACUUGAUAUUUAAAGUCCUUCGCGUGUGGCAACGGGUGGUCGCAGGAAUUAUUUUCAUUUAACGCUUCUCACAUUGCUUAUAUGGUGUGUACCUUACAUUUUGAGGGCAAGCAAAGAAGUUUAAGCAUGAAUAAUAAUGAGCAAUUGCGCCGCGGAUAUGUGAAAGCGAUGAAGUGUAUAUAUUCAAAUUUUUUCGUAUUUACGCUUUGUUUUUCAUAUUUUAUGGCAUAUACAUGUAUAUAAAUAUAUAUAGAGAAAAAGAGUGAACUCGUAAACGUAAAACGGUAUCGUACGUGGGAUGUGACGUGAAUUACCGGACACUGUUUAUCCGUGCGAGUGUUUCAUGUACAAACAGUGAAGUGCUAUCUUUAUCUGAAAGACAACGUAGAGAUGUAAAAUAAUAAGCAACAAAAGAAAAAACUAAUCGCCUAACUAAAUAUAUUGUAUUUGAAUACGCAUAAGUUAAAAAAGAUUUUUUUCGUAAACAUUAUAAAUGGCAUAAAUCAGCGAAAAUAGUUGUAUAGGUAUGAAUCUAUAUAAAAACAAUCGCGAGAAAAAUUCGUACGCUUUUCUGAUUCAUCAUGAGGUGAAUAGAGGACUCGAAGUUAUUUGUUCUUUUCUUUAGAUAUAUAUUGACACGCUUUUUAUCGCGAAAAAAUGGCGUCUUUUUUGUUGAUUUUUCUUUUUUUCUUUUUUUUUUCUUAACAAGAUAUUUUUUAUAAGAAGAACUUACACUCUCUUUACCACUGGGACGUACCAAUAAUGUUCACUUGUUGUCUCGAAACGUUAAUGAAAAUAAUAGAAAUUAUAAAAAUUUGUUAUAUCUUCUCAGUCUUGUUGAAGGCUCGCAAAUGUGGGCGAGCUGCUUUCGUCGUUUAAUGAUUUUUGCUAGAUUUAUAGAACACUAUACACUGUAUGUGGAUGAUGUGAACGAUAACAUAAAUAUAACACGGAAAAAUUAGCAUGGAAAAAUAUUCUCGCGUCAAAAGUCUGAGUGAAGGUUUUUUUUUUUUACAAACUCAUCACUUCCGAAACUGACUUUUGGAAUCGAAUUUUUAGAGGAAGUUACUUGUAAAAUUAUAGUGUAAAAUUAUUUUGUCAAUCAAGUUUAAAUACAUACACACACAAACACAUACACGUUUGUUUAUACGUAACGUUGACUGCGAAAUAAUUAAAAUUUUGCAUUUCGAAAAGUAGAACAAAAAUCGUUAGGAAAAAAAGUGAUAUUUAUCUUAUAUAUACAUAUAUAUAUAUGUAUGUAUAUAUAUAUAUAUAUAUAUAUUAUAUAUAUGUAUGUAAUAAGAUAUUUACCUAAACAUAUUUAUUCCAUAUCGUGAGAAAAAUUACGAUAUUCCGUCGAGAUAACUUUGUAAAUAGAAAUAAAAAAAAUCGAUACGGCGUUAGCCGUGUGUUAGCCGGUCGGAAACAAGUUGAUCGAAAUUUGUCUCGAUAAUUUGUUCCUUCUUCUUUAAGCAAAAUCCCAAUUGAAUUGAUCAAGAGGUUGCUUGUUCUUUUUUUUUUCUUUUUUUUUUUUUUUUUUUUUUUAUAUU
Messenger RNA from Pseudomyrmex gracilis, 7518 nucleotides. RefSeq names its product la-related protein 1B (gene larp). Bases 1137 to 5624 code for a protein of 1495 amino acids. The transcript is spliced from 15 exons. The record is from RefSeq and is a predicted model, not a curated record. Lineage: Eukaryota; Metazoa; Arthropoda; Insecta; Hymenoptera; Formicidae. Gene Ontology annotation, cellular component: cytosol; cytoplasmic stress granule. Gene Ontology annotation, molecular function: RNA cap binding. Gene Ontology annotation, biological process: positive regulation of translation; mRNA stabilization.